AUGCGAUUCCUGCUAACUGCCCUGCUCCUGGUUACCGUAAUCGAGCUGGCGGUGGGCUGCACGAUUUUUCCUAGGUGCUGGCGGAAGAAAAGAGAGCAUUCGAUCCCGGCAUGUACGUCUGAUGCGGAUUGCCCGCUGCCCGGCCAAGCCUGCUCGUCGAUCGACAAUGAAGCGGUCUGCACAUACCCAUGGCUUAAAAGGCUGGUGGCAGCACCUCCUGGAAAGCUGAUGUGCCGCAACGACAGCGACUGCCCGAAAUCGCAUAAAUGCGUCCGCGAGGGCCGGUCGAGCCGUUGCGAAAAACGC
This is a messenger RNA of Mesorhabditis spiculigera, 306 nucleotides long. NCBI's taxonomy places the organism in Eukaryota, Metazoa, Nematoda, Chromadorea, Rhabditida, Rhabditidae. The record is from the annotation of a GenBank genome assembly.